UGGGCGGCGCUGGCGGCGCUGGUGCUGGCGCGGCCGGCGGCGGGCGGCUGCGGCGUGGCGGAGCUGGCGUGCCGCAGCGGCGCGUGCGUGCGCCUGGACGCGUACUGCGACGGCGAGGCGCAGUGCGCCGACGGCAGCGACGAGCCGCCGCACUGCUCCGUGUGCAACCGCACGUACUACGGGCGCGCCGGCGUGGCGUACGCGGUGGCCGUGCCGCCCACGCCGCGCGCGCCCUUCCUGUGCCACCUGACGUUCACGGCGGGCGGCGGCGCGCACGGCGACCUGGUGCAGCUGGCCUUCGACGAGUUCCGCGUGGGCCGCUACGAGCCGGGCGCGCUGGACGGCUGCCCCGACGGCUACAUGCAGCUGUCGGAGCUGGGCCGGCCCUUCACGGGCGGCUCGUGGUGCGGCGAGUCCGACGGCACCGCGCUCUACUACAGCGAGACGGCGACGGUGACCGUUUCUGUGAAGCUGUUCCGCAUGCGGCUCGGUGAGCCGUUCGGCUUUCGCCUGCGAUACAAAUUUAUUUCGCAAUUGGACGCGGUGGUUAGGUUUGGGGCAAUGGAGGCGCCGUUGGAGCGCGGCGCAGUGUCGCCGGGCACGUACUGCACUCGGACUUACGAGGAGUGCCAUCGGAAAUCCUGCCGACUGCAGAGUCCGAACUAUCCUGGCAUGUAUCCAAGAAAUGUGACGUGUUACUGGAGUCUGCGACAGAAAGAUAUUCCAACGUGUAAGCAUGCAAUGAUAUCCGUGAAGCAAGAGUAUUCGCAUAAAAUGCAAAUAAAACGGUCCAUAUCGAUGGCAAGUCUAAACAAGACUGGGCGCGCAGUGCGCGCGUGGCGCGAGUGCACGGGCGAGCGCGACCGGCUGAUCUUCUACGACGGCGCGUCCACGGACGACCCGGUGCUGGUGGAGUACUGCGGCGGCGACUGGCUGCCGCGCGUGACGUCACGCGGGCCCGAGAUGCUGGUGGCCUUCCAUUCGUCGNACUCGUCCCCCUUCAGCGCGCCGCUGCGGCCCGCGGCGCCGGCCGCCCCGCUCAGGGGCUUUGAGCUGGACGUGGACGUCGUUUUCGCUGAUUCCGACUCCCUUGAUUAUGCCAGAGAGGCGCGCAGAUGUGAAUUUCAUGUGAAGGCGUCUUCCUCCGAGGAAGAAUCUAACGUCACGGCUCCGACUGGGGGGCGAGGGAGGCGCGGGCGACUUCGAGCUCCAUCUCACACGCUACCGCCGAAUACCACCUGCACGUGGACGUUCCAUGGUAGACCGGGUGAUUUGGUGUGGAUAUAUUUCUCAAGUUUUACGCAAUACUCAUUAGUAGAGCCUCGGCGUAUAGAGAGCAGCGAGAGAGAUGAGGAGGGUACCGUGCCGGUGACUCCUCGAGCCCCGCCACCCACAGAAGGACGCGAGGGUGGCGUGUGUGCAGUGGAGUUGCGUAUUUGGGACGGCGGGGGGGCGGGCGAGGCGGGCGCGAGGCUGCUCGGCCAGUAUUGCGACUCGGCGCCGGCCCUGUGCGCGCGAGCCGCCCUCGCGAACGCGACUCGGUCGCCGCGCCCGUGCUCACCUCCAGACGGCUACGUCUCGGCAGCAGCGCUGCUCUCGCUAGCGGCGACUUCACUUCACGGAACUGCAACGCAUCCGCUUGCGUUUUCGUUACACUAUGAGUUUGUUGACGCUCGUCUCGAAGGCAUCCCGUCUCCCGACGACGGACGACGGGCGCGACCGUGGCCGCCGGAGUGCGGCAGGACGCUAACUACUCCGGGCGCGUUCUCGUCUCCGCGGAACGCUUUGUGGUUUGGUCGUGGUGGUGCGCGAAGGUUACGUUGUGUGUACAGGUUACAAGUGAAUGAUGGACGAGUUAUUCUCGAUCUCAGUGCGGCCGCGUUCGGGCGCGAGCCCGCGUGCUCGACGCGACCGGACCCGGUGACCGGGCGGCCGUCGUGUGUGCCGGACCCGGUGGAGCCGCGGCCGGAGGACCCGGAGGCUGGCGACGAUGUGCCGGUAGAUUUUGACGGUGACGACGAUAUGCCGUUACGAGUGCCACAUUUACGAAUAUACGAGUCCCCUUGGCCGGGAUACAGGGUGCCGGUGGCGUGCAUCUGCGACAACAGCAGCGCGCCGCUGCGGCUGGAGUCGGGCGGGCCGGCGCUGGAGCUGGAGCUGGUGGCGCGGCGGCUGGCGCCGGCCGAGGACCAGCGCCACGUGCACUUCCGCGGCGCCUGGACGCGCGCGCCCGCGCCCGCGCCGCCCUGCGCGCAGCGCCGCCGCCUGCCGCCGCCCGGACAGCGCGUGCACCUCGUCUACCCUUAUGACCAUGACCGGACCUCAGAAUGUGGCGAGAGUCCGUUCCUGCUCGCAGCGCGGGGCAACCGGUCGGUGUUCCUGCGCGUGUGGGGCGAGGAGCUGGCGCCCGCCGGCGCCGGCGCCGACCCGCCGCCCUGCCACACCACCAACAGGAUCCUCGUCUACGAGGCACACUCCACCAAGUUGGUGCGCGCGGUGUGCCCGGGCGGCGCGCGCGCCGUGCAGCUGUUCAGCGGCGAGUGGUGGGGGCGCGGCGCGCGGCCCGGCGCCGGCGCGCUGCUGCUCGUGUGGGCCGCGCGCGAGCCCGGCACCGCGCAGUUCUCGUGGAUGGAGGUGUGGCGGGCCGGGCCGACGGUGCUGCAGCGGCUGGCGGCGGGCGACGCGUGGCCCAACGCGUCGGCGUCGUGCGCGCACGCGUGCGCCGCGCUGGGCGCGUGCAUGGCGGGCGCGCUGUGGUGCGACGGCGAGCCCGACUGCCCGGGCGGCGGCGACGAGGCGCGCGGCUGCGGCGCCGGCGCCCGCCUGCUGGCCGCGCUGGCGGCGCCGGCUGCGGCGGGAGCGGCGGCGGCGGCUGCAGGCGGCGCGGCGCUGCUGGCGCUGGUGUGCGCGGCGGCGCUGCGGCGGCGGCGGGCGCGGCGCGCGGACAAGCAGCUGCUGGGCGCGCUGGCGGCGGGCCGGCGCCUGACGGAGGAGCUGCUGUACGACGCGUCGCGCGCCUCCUCCGCGGCCUCCUCCUGACGGCGCGAGCGCUCCGUCGAGUACAUCCACGUGGACCGCGAGACCACGGUGUGACGGAGCGCGCCGCCCUGUACAUAGUGACGUGACGUUUGUCUCGUUCUCGUUUCGGUUGUCGCGCUCGCGCCGCGGGCUCUGCGAGUCGGCGGCGCGUGCGCAUCGCACAAUUGUAUUACUGAUUCUGUUGGGCUCUGAUGUGAUUCUAUUUCGUUAGAUAUUUUGUGACGGGUCGGGCGAGCGUUCGGUGCGGCCGAUUAAGUCCGACGUGGUCGGGAUAUGAGUAGUGUAAUUAAUUAAUUUAAGUGCCGGCCGGGCCAACGCGACGCGUCGACUUCGGCUCGUGGACUAUUGUUUUAUAUGUUAUUGUUGAUGAACUGUCCCGUCCCUCGUUUCCACUUGAGUUAUGGAACGCUAAUAUAAAUAUAAAUUAAAUUACGA
Molecule: messenger RNA, 3474 nt
Organism: Ostrinia furnacalis (Asian corn borer)
Lineage: Eukaryota; Metazoa; Arthropoda; Insecta; Lepidoptera; Crambidae
Exons: 11
Cellular component (GO): plasma membrane
Molecular function (GO): protein binding
Source: RefSeq, a predicted model, not a curated record